AUGCCUAAAGAAUCAGAAAUCUCUAAUGAGAAGCAGAUAAAUAAUAAGCAGAUUGAAGCAUUACCUGUUGUGACAUUAGAUGCUGGCAAAGCUUUAAUUAAUUAUAAGUAUCAGAUUCCUCCUAUUGUUAAGCUUGUUGUUCUUUAUAUAGAAAACAGAGUUAUGGAUUUCCAAUCUGCCAUGCAAAAAAAUUCAAAAAUACCUUCUAUGAAACUAUUCCUUAUAGAUAUGAAUGAAGCUAAUAAACAUGUUGCAUCUUGUUAUCAAUCUCAUCUAGCUAGUCCAAGAUGGCUCUUUAAAAUGAUAGUUAUAGGAAAAAGUGAAUUAGGUAAGACUAAUAUCUUAACAAAUCUUUUUCUUAGUGAUAAAGCUAAAUAUAUAUAUAAAGGAAAAAAAGGUAGUAGGAGAUAUAUUUCUUGUGAUAAUUUAAUAGUUUGUGGUUAUCAUUCUGUGAGCCAAAAUGGGCAUUAA
Molecule: messenger RNA, 471 nt
Organism: Cetraspora pellucida
Lineage: Eukaryota; Fungi; Glomeromycota; Glomeromycetes; Diversisporales; Gigasporaceae
Source: the annotation of a GenBank genome assembly